AAUCGCUGCCGACAGGUCUUGGGUGUUCUUCGUCUUUAUGCUAUGGAACCAAAAUCAAAUGUCCAAUCCGUCACGUUCAAAGAGGUCAAUGAUAAGCAUCCAAGACGGCUUUGCAUGGAGCUCGCAGCGGGUGGCGCAUGCGUGGCCAUGCAGGUCGACCAGCUACAACAACACGAUCUGCAUUCCUCAUCACAGGGGCGGCCUCCCUAAGUAGAACGUGCACUUCACGUGAUACUCGAGUGAUUCGUACACGCAACAACAGUGUCGAUCAUGAAUAUCCGGAAUGAAUCUAAGCAUGUGCAAUGUGAUCGAGUCGUCUCUAUGUGCGAAGUGGAUAUAUCAAAUGCAAUAGAUUACUUCCAACAUAUAUCGCAACGAAACGCACACGAUGACCGCACGACGCAGACUCACCUCGAGGCUGAAUGACCAUCUCUUCUAUCUCCUAACACUUUUCAUCCACCCAACAAACGCCGCAGGAUCGCAACUCCGCCUCCGCUUCCAACGCUGGUUUCCCUUCUACGCGCGCUACUUCCAAUCCGUCCUGCCCGAAUGCAGCGACAUCCUGACCACGUACUACGACAAUGUGACCGAUGACCCAGCCUGCCCAUCGCCAUGCGCCUGCGCCCUGGACUGCAUCCUGGGCGCCACCCACGAGUCCGUCAAGGCAAAUAUGCAAUCCGCCUCGGUCGUCCUCGGCCUCAUGCCCACCUUGAUCGCCGUUCUCGCCCCGAGCAUCGCCGAGAUAGCCGUCCUGUCGACCUGGUCGCCGCCGCUGGCGCUACUGAUCGCGCUGGGGACGCCUGCCGUGCGUAUCUCGCCUGCCGCAGCGGUUUCGGGCGUCAUCAACGAGACAUCCUCGCUCGUCAUGCAGCACCUCCAGACGUGGUUGGCGCGCGGGAGGCGUCGUCGGCUUGUGCUUCGCGUCUUCCUGGGCGCCGCGGCGGUCGCGACGGUCGCUAAUGCGGUCGAGACUUCGGUUCGUGUGGAUCUCCGUACGGCGUCCGGCUGGCGGUGUAAUCAGCUCUUCAUGCCGCUUGUGUGGAGCGAGCUGAGCAUCGUCGCCUUCGGCAUGGGCAUGACCGCAAUUCGCUUGCGUCGGCCGGAUAGCAGCUUCUCGCUAGGAAAGCCUGCUCCCCCGCCGACUUUGCCGUCCGCAGCUGGUCGACCGAGAGCCUCGCGGGCUCCGCGACCUCCUGUACCCAAUGCACCCACGAACUCGCCGCUAUGGCAGAGAAUCACGCAGCAGGAGGAAUCUUCAUCGAGCGAAGUCCUCUGGACGCUGGCGGUGGUUGCGACUUACGUGCAGAUUUUCUUUGGAACGCUUGUGAUGGCUUCUUUAAUCUUCAUCUCUUUGCAGGACGCCAUGUUUGUCGCGCUCCGGUAUGCGGCUGGUUGCGUCGUAUGUCGACUUGUUGUCGCUGUGGAACUUGCGACCAUGCGUGUCGAGUUGGCGCGUCGAGUUGGAAGUCCUUGAGAACAUGAUGCCUAUGGUCCAUGCAGGAUUCUGCAAUUAAAGUACCGGGUGCACCUACGAGUGAGGACGAUUGUUUGGUUCGUGGCGACCUUGACCUUUGCGUCACACAACCUACCUGCGCCUUUCUAUGUGUCACAUGCUUACUGUCUUCACUUCGGGUUCAUUCUAGGAACCUCACACAGCGGA
This is a messenger RNA of Dissoconium aciculare CBS 342.82, 1660 nucleotides long. RefSeq lists its product as uncharacterized. NCBI's taxonomy places the organism in Eukaryota, Fungi, Ascomycota, Dothideomycetes, Mycosphaerellales, Dissoconiaceae. Bases 389 to 1474 code for a protein of 361 amino acids. The transcript has a single exon. The record is from RefSeq and is a predicted model, not a curated record.